AGAGAGAGAGAGAGAAGUGCGCAAGGCUCAGUUCCUGUGGAAAAAUAAAAUGGAAAUGGCACAUUAUAAGGCUUAAUGGCCAUUGAUUUUUCUACAGCAGUCUACUGAGUGGUAUACAUCACAAAUAUGAAGUUUUGUGAUUCAUGUAAUUUUCAAGAUGAAUGUAAAUCAAAAUCAGAAUGUAUCAAAUUCAAUUUCAUUUCAUUUAGAUAUUCAUUGGGGGAAAUGACUUUUUAAAUACAUUUAUAGGUCUUGAGUCAGUGGUCAGCCCUUGUUUUUGCAAACAAAUAUUAAUGUUUAGGUCAAUCUUUUAGGUCAAUUUAGGUAAUAUUUGACUGUAGUUUUUGUACUGUAACUGAUGUCACUUAUAGAUGUAAUAAUGAUGUUCUCACAUGAGGCGUUAAAACAAGUGUGUUGCAUGUGACCUGUGAAUGGGACUUCUGCUCAUUGGCUGGUUUACAAUCGCCCUCUCUUGGUUUCAAAUCUCCAAAAUACAUUUUCAUCUUAAAAGCCUUUUUGAAAGCAACCAGAUUUAAUAACGGGAAUGCAUUUUAGUUGUGGAAACAACACAAAGAUCAUACGACAUCUAUUCUGUCUACUAGUAUGGUGUCAAGCUGUAGAAACAGAACUUACAAAUUUGGGAGAAAAUGUAACCAUAAACUGUGAUCUUGAUGAAAAAGAGAUUUAUUGGAUGGUACUGAAGCCACCAAAUCGUCCAGUUAUGAUAUUGCGGAUAUUUUCAACUUCACCAACUCCUUUUUACUAUGAUGUAGAAUUCAGAACCAAAUAUUCAGUGCAACCAAAACAUUGUCUAUUCAUUAAAAAUGUCACUCUUGAUGAGUUAGGCAUUUAUUACUGCAUGACCACUGAGGCACCUCCAAAAUUCAGCAACGGAACAAGACUUCACAUCAUUGAACAAACUCCAUUAACUAAGUGCCGGAACAACACUUUUGAGCAGAAUCAUACCGCAGUGAAUUAUACUAAGCAGAUUCAGAGACCAUGGAACAUUAUUAUCCUCAUAUCUGGUCUGUUGCAUGGUGUUCUGGUCAUUGUUGUCAUUGGUAGUGUAUGUUGCUAUUCUGGAAAAAAUGUAAAACAUCAAGAGGUAGAUUUACAACAGACUCAUUUUAUUCCUUUGGAACAACUUCAAGAGUCAGAGACAAUGUAUACUGAGGUAGUCUUUACUUCGAUGUGUGAAGAGUUUGAACAGAACCGGUGAUUUUCUGCCACAGCCCAAAUCAUAAACAGAAAACAUUGUGCCUGACCUCAUUUCAGCAGGUCAGCUUUGUUUUAAAUAUAAAAUUUCAUAGCAUAUGCUUACUUACAUAAUGAAUAAAAAGAUUUUCUUUUU
Molecule: messenger RNA, 1351 nt
Organism: Megalobrama amblycephala (Wuchang bream)
Lineage: Eukaryota; Metazoa; Chordata; Actinopteri; Cypriniformes; Xenocyprididae
Exons: 5
Coding region: 545-1219 (224 amino acids)
Source: RefSeq, a predicted model, not a curated record